AUGCUUGUCCAGAAGGUUAAAGCACAUGGGAUUCAAGGCAUUCAGUCUUCCAAUUCAGGGAGCCUAGGGGAUAACUCAUGUAAGCAUUUACAAACAACAGAGCACAUAUCAAUGCCUAGGCCCCAGAGUUAUGCUACUAAACAACAGGAAACAAAGGCUUUAAACAGGAGUGCAGCUGAGACACCGUCCAGAUUACAAGAAAGACCUCCUUCAGGCCGCAGAAGUCGUAGUGCAACCCCAAGUGGGAGGAAAACCCCAUUGGAUGGUAAACAAAUAGGCUUUGACCUUGAACAGAAGGUAUCACGGCCAAGUUCCGUUUUAUCGAGAAGAGAAAGUACUUGUUUUAAGAGUAAUGUUAGACAAGAUGACGUCAGAGAAGAAAUCCAAUAUCCAGAUGGCAAGCUGGAACAGUUCCUGACAAAUGGAAAUCGAAUUAUCACCUUUCGGAAUGGCACAAGGAAGGAGGUCAGUGCAGAUGGGCAGUCUGUCACCAUCACAUUCUUCAAUGGGGAUGUGAAACAGUUCAUGCCAGACCAAAGAGUGAUUUAUUACUACGCUGACGCAAAGACAACUCACACUACAUUCCCAAAUGGAAUAGAGAUGUUACAGUUCCCCAAUAACCAGAUAGAAAAACAUUAUCCUGAUGGUAAGAAGGAAAUAAUAUUUCCAGACCAAACAGUCAAACACCUUUUUCCUGAUGGUCAUGAAAAGAGCAUAUUCCCAGAUGGUACAGUUGUGAAUUUGCAAAAAAAUGGAGAUAAAAUCAUUGAAUUCAACAAUGGGCAGAGGGAGAUCCACACGCUCCAGUACAAACGGAGGGAGUACCCUGAUGGAACCAUAAAGACUGUAUAUUCUAAUGGGCGUCAGGAAACAAAGUAUUCCACAGGUCGUGUCCGAAUAAAAGACAAAGAAGGAAAUAUUGUUUUAGAUAAAAAGUGA
Molecule: messenger RNA, 939 nt
Organism: Pristis pectinata (smalltooth sawfish)
Lineage: Eukaryota; Metazoa; Chordata; Chondrichthyes; Rhinopristiformes; Pristidae
Product: centromere protein J
Exons: 8
Coding region: 1-939 (312 amino acids)
Biological process (GO): cilium assembly; centriole elongation
Cellular component (GO): nucleus; centriole; centrosome
Molecular function (GO): tubulin binding
Source: RefSeq, a predicted model, not a curated record